Molecule: messenger RNA, 922 nt
Organism: Sus scrofa (pig)
Lineage: Eukaryota; Metazoa; Chordata; Mammalia; Artiodactyla; Suidae
Source: RefSeq, a predicted model, not a curated record
AUGGAGAUUACAGACCCCAGCAAAGAGAUUAUAGGCAAAAGGAAAAGGAAGAGAAAUAACUACUUGGUUCUGGACACUUUAAAUAUAUUAAGAAUUUACCCUAGAUCUGAGAUUGAGACCUUCUCCCUGCUGCUACUUGGCCUGAGAUAUUGUCUUCCUCUGUCUUCCUCAUUAUUGACAUUUUAUAGCUUCCCCCAAAGAAGCAGUCCAGGUAAUAACAAAAUGUACUGCAGUGACAUGAUGGUCUGGAGAAAAGUUUCAGAAGCUAAUGGGUCUUGCAUGUUGAGCAACAAUUUCAUCCAUUGCUCCAUGGAAGUGGUCGGCCGGGUCUCCAAGACCCCCAGGUGCAAGUAUGAACAGAAUCCUGGCAUAAGCUGCUCUGAGCGCCAAGAACCGGGGACCACUGCAUGCUGGCCCACUAUGGGCAAACAAUUCCCCAGUUGCCAAUACCACAGUGUUACCUCGUAAAGAAAAUUUGGCCGUGCUGACAAGUCAUUCUUUGAUAAGCUAGUUAGUGGCUCUAAGUGGUAAAUCUCACAGGAAUUUGAGACUAGAGUCUAUCUAAAAAGGACAUAAUUAUUCUCAUUAUUGGUUAUUGCUUUUAUUGUCCACAAUAAUCAAGGAAACUCUUGAUUAUUUAUACUAACUGAAGAAAUGAAAAGUCCAAAUUGUGGAGAAUUCAAUUAAAAUGUGUAACUGAUCAUGGAGUGUAGACACUUCUCUCCUACUCUUUCGUACAUACACACACAUGCACACACAAAUUUCUCUGAACCAAACAGAAUUCCAUCCAAGCUCAGCUCUAAAGCCAAGAAGUAUAGUUUACCCAACUUGACAGAAUUAAGGAGAGAAGACCCCCAAAAAUACAGAAAAUUUAAAGUUAAUUGUACUGCCACUGAGACUGUUUGAAGAAAUAUUGAAUGAC